AUGGUAAGUUAUAAUUUCAAUGCCAUUACCUGUGAGUCCUGUAAGGCCUUCUUCAGGAGAAAUGCCUUAAGAAAAAAGGAUUUCAAGUGUCCAUUUGACGGCAAUUGUCGCAUAGAUUUAGUCACCAGAAAGUUCUGCAAAAAAUGUCGACUCAAAAAGUGUUUGGAUUUGGGAAUGAAAAAAGAAUGGAUUCUGUCGGACGAAGAGAAAGUGAGUCUACGGAACAAAAUCGUGGAAAACCGUAAAAAACGGCAAACGGGCCAUAAAGUGGCCAAAAUGCCGGACUCGACCACAAGUACCUAUCAGUUCCCAAACGUUGUGCAACUCAUACAGAAUAGCUAUGAAGUGAACAGCGAGAGGACCUCUUCGUCCAGCGGUGGCGCCGGAGGAGGACUCGACGCCGACUACAAAACAAUCGCCGCCGAAGACAUGGAAAUGCAAUCAAUUAUUAAAUUCGGAACCAGUGAACUGAUCAGCACAUCCACCGCCACUCCCGUACCGAUGGUUGUCGAGCACAGGCCUACCUCUCAGUUGAACAAAUUGUACGCCGAGUCUACCCCUCAGUCCAGUCGGUCUUCGCUGACACCGCCGCCGAGCGGCAGCCCAUCGAUGGACAUCAAUACUGAUCCCGCGGUUGAUCCCAAAGACAACACGUGUGCCGCCAAUGACUACGAGACUCACUAUUCAGACGUAAAGCCGCGACACUUUGCCAUCGAAAUGAUCAAUAAUAGCAAUAAUAUUAACCACAAUAACGGCCACACGAAUCACUCGCCGGCGGCAGACAUUCAAUACGCCAACCAGUGCUCAGUGAUCACCGACGCGUCCAUCGAGACCAUCAAAAACAGUUGUAUCGAGAGUUUCGGUGGUCUAAUGAGCGGCAAAACUAACGGCAAUAACAAUAACAACAACACCAACACUACCGCAGAGGUCGGCGAAGACAACGGCGACAAAACUGUGGACAAUAAUCAUAGCAAACCGGAGAAGAUAUCGGACACCGUAUACCUAAAGGUGAUUGAGUUGGAGUUCGCCGCCAUUCCGUUCAAAGAGUUCACUGCGGAUCAGAUGAACCGAUUCGAGUCUUCACGGAUCGCUGAGUUGGCCACCGCUGUGGUGGACAUCAACCGCAAGAGUUACGGCCAGAACGCGGAGCAACCGCUGCGAAUCACACAGGAGUUGACCGAUUUCAACGACAUGACUAAAGUGUUGGCCGCGAAGUGCGAUCAGGCCAUACGGCGGCAGGUGAUCAUGUCUAAGAAGAUCCAGGCGUUUAAAGAGUUGUGCCAACACGACCAGAUCGGGCUCAUGAAGGCCGGCUGCUUCGAGAUACUGAUUAUGCGAUCUAUUAUGACCUACAAUCGGGAGCACGACUUUUGGUCACUAGCCAUGGACCAAGGUACUGCCGCUAUGGUUAAACUAGAGGUUUUCAAACAGUCCAAAACCAAAGGCAAUCUAUACGAAGCGCACAGGAAUUUCAUGCACGCCUUCGCCCAGGAAUGGGAAUCAGACGAAACCAUUUUGAAUUUGUUGACGGCUAUAAUACUGUUCACACCCGAGCGACCAAACAUUUUACAUAGAGAGCUCAUUAAGCUGGAACAGCAAACCUACAUGUAUUUACUUCAACGCUAUUUAUUGAACAAAUAUAAGGCUAAAUGUGUGGCGAAACUGAAAUUCUUGCGACUAAUGAGUAAAUUAGAGGAAUUGCAUACUUUGAAUGAAAAACACGUUAAGAUAUACCUGGAGGUCGACCCCCAAGAUGUCGGGCCACUACUUCUUGAGAUACUAGACCUCAACCCAUAUCAUACGAUGCAGAUUCUGUAAUAUUGCAUUACCAAUAUAGCAUCAUGGUGAUUUCCGUAUGAGAUGAAUUAAUUCACAAAUUUUAAUUAGUAGUUUGUUUGGAAAUUUUUACAUUAAUAGCGUUAAUCCGGUUAUAAAUAUAUAGAUAAU
This is a messenger RNA of Medioppia subpectinata, 1947 nucleotides long. Lineage: Eukaryota; Metazoa; Arthropoda; Arachnida; Sarcoptiformes; Oppiidae. The record is from the annotation of a GenBank genome assembly.